Molecule: messenger RNA, 1667 nt
Organism: Dendronephthya gigantea
Lineage: Eukaryota; Metazoa; Cnidaria; Anthozoa; Malacalcyonacea; Nephtheidae
Exons: 1
Coding region: 17-1603 (528 amino acids)
Molecular function (GO): zinc ion binding; protein binding
Source: RefSeq, a predicted model, not a curated record
UCAGUUUGGAAGAGAAAUGGCGAGGAAAGGUUCCAUUGGAGGCUACGAUGAGGAAAGAUUCGUAAAUAAAAUCGACGACAGGCUACUUUGCCCGAUCUGCCACAAAGUCUUCAAAGACCCAGUGCAAUGCUCAAACGAACACCACUUUUGCCGUUCGUGUAUCCUAAAGUCUUUAUACGAAGCCUCUGCAAGCUGCCCAACUUGUCAACAAACUCUCACGGAAGAAACCUUGGUUAAACCACCGAGAUUUUUGGCGGAAACUUUGGAGCGUCUCAAGAUUCGUUGCGAUCACGAAAGCCGUGGUUGUCGAGAAGUGGUCGAGCUUGAAUUUCUUGAUCGGCAUGUCGAGAGAUGUGGCUAUUCACCAACAUGUUGUACAAAUCCGGGCUGUUCUGAAGUCAUCAACCGAAACGAGCAAGAACGACAUGAAGACGAACUUUGUCGUUUUCGUAUGAUUGUCUGUGACGAGUGUGGAAGACAAGUGAUAUGGAAGUCGAGAGCUGUUCAUAUCUGCUUCAUGCGGAAAGAAAUCGAUGAUUUAGUCAAAGAAAGGAAGGAGUUCAAAGAGAAAGAGUUGGCUCAAGAUGAGUUCAACCAAAAGCUGAUGGCGGAAAUUGCCCGUCAAAAUGUUGUCGUUGAUGAUCUACGCCGUAGAAACGAAGAGAUGGAAUAUGAAAUGAAUAAUAUGAGAGUAAACAUGGAAUAUAUCGCAACCGAAGCAACUGUGAGAAGCGACUGGUUCACAGGAAGACGAAAGAUUUACGUCUGCGGAGGGCGUGAUGAUGAGUUUUUCCUCAAAUCCGUGGAGUCGUUCAGUUGGCCUGAGAACUCCUGGACAUUGGAACCAGAAAUGAACGUGGCACGAUCAGCUGCUGCAGCAUUUGUUUACCAGGAACAAAUCAACGUGUCUGGCGGAUGGAAUGGAAAGGAGAUUGUCGACAGCAUCGAAUGGAUGAAUGCUGUUAAGAUGCCAAUCAAAUCCAACGGUCACGGAAUGGUUUGUCGUGAAAAUACUGCGUUUUUAACUGGUGGCUGUGAUGAGGACAUCGUUUCUGAUGGGAUUUACGAAAUAAAACUAACUCCCCCAUACACGACGAGGUUAUUGACCCAGUUGCCAGAGAGAAGAUGUUUCCAUGGUUGUCAAAUCAUUGACAACGAAAUCGUGGUCGCUGGUGGACGGACAUCGUAUUCCUUUGAGCACGCUACCAACACUGUAUUUGCAUACGAUAUUAACAAUAAUGAAUGGAAAACCCUGUCGCCACUGCCAUUUCCUAUCCUUGAGAUGGCUACUGUUGGUUAUGAAGGUAAUAUAAUUUUGAUCGGAGGUACUGACGAAAAUUGCGAAACGUUGAACACAGUAUUUAUGUACGAAGUGAAAACAGGAAAAAUUAAGAUGUUACCUUGUCUUAAUCAUAAAAGAGCGGGAAGUGCAGCAGUUAUCACUGGCAAUAUGAUUAUUGUCAUCGGUGGUUAUGAUUAUGAAACUAAAACAUAUCUUAAUUCAGUCGAGUGCUUAGAUUUAAGUGUCAAUGAAUGGAAAGAACUGGCCCCAAUGACAAAGAAACGAGGUUAUGCGACUGCAGUUCUUCAACCAAUGUAUUAGAAUAUAUAUUCAAGGAACCAUGUAAGUUCAAAAGAACAAAACUGAUCCAGUAUUAGUAAUCUAG